Molecule: messenger RNA, 1533 nt
Organism: Grus americana (Whooping crane)
Lineage: Eukaryota; Metazoa; Chordata; Aves; Gruiformes; Gruidae
Gene: PMM2
Product: phosphomannomutase 2
Exons: 8
Coding region: 88-834 (248 amino acids)
Biological process (GO): protein N-linked glycosylation; mannose metabolic process; GDP-mannose biosynthetic process
Cellular component (GO): cytosol
Molecular function (GO): phosphomannomutase activity
Source: RefSeq, a predicted model, not a curated record
AGGGCGGGAAGGGGCGGUGCCUCCCGCUUCCCGGCGUCCCCCGCGGCAGGAGCGCGCGGCUCGGUUCCGCUGCCCCGUCAGGGCGCCAUGGCGCCGCCGCGGCCCGUCGCGCUCUGCCUCUUCGACGUGGACGGCACCCUCACCGCCCCGCGGCAGAAAAUCACAGCAGAGAUGGCCGCGUUUCUGCAGAAGUUGCGUCAGAAGGUUAAAGUUGGAGUCGUGGGUGGUUCAGAUUUCGAAAAGAUUAAGGAGCAGCUGGGCGAUGACGUGGUUGAAAAAUUUGACUACGUUUUUCCAGAAAACGGUCUUGUAGCAUACAAAGAUGGGAAGUUCUUGAGCAAGCAGAACAUUCAGGGUCACCUGGGUGAGGACAUACUUCAAGAUCUAAUCAACUACUGCCUGAGUUAUAUUGCAAAGAUUAAACUACCAAAGAAAAGAGGCACUUUCAUUGAGUUCCGAAACGGGAUGUUAAAUGUGUCCCCCAUUGGAAGAAGCUGCAGCCAGGAAGAACGAGUUGAGUUCUAUGAACUUGAUAAAAAGGAACAUAUAAGAGAGAAAUUUGUAGCUGAUUUACGAAGAGAAUUUGCAGGAAAAGGCCUCACGUUUUCUAUAGGAGGCCAGAUAAGCUUUGAUGUGUUCCCAGAUGGCUGGGAUAAGAGGUACUGCUUAGGAAUCAUUGCCGAAGAUGGAUACGAGACUGUUUAUUUCUUUGGAGAUAAGACUAUGCCAGGAGGGAAUGACUAUGAAAUUUUCACAGACUCCAGAACAGAGGGCCACAGCGUCACAUCCCCACAGGAUACAAGAAGAAUCUGUGAAGAGUUAUUUUUUAAAUAAAAGACUUUUAGAACUGACACUUAAAAAUGGUUAAGACAGCUUAAUAACUCAAAACAUCUUCAUUCUGUAUGUUUUUUUGUAAUUGGUCAGUCAUUACAGAAGGGAAGCUGCUAUUUAAAAAGAUGAACAUUUUAGAGGGGUUUUUUUGUAUACUACCUUAUGAUAUGAAGACAUGAAUUAUAAGACAGUAUUCUCUUGUUUAAAACUGGAAGAUGAGUAAAAGAAGCAGCUUUUAUUUCUUUCUGGGGGUGGGAAAGUAGAACUGAGCCAGAAGCCCCUGACCUCACACGUGUUCCACGGCAUGGUCAGAAGGUGCAUCAAGUCCACCACCCUGGAAAGGCUGGACCAGCUGGUGCUAAAGUUACCUCCUCAGUACAGCUGCGGUGCCAACGCACAGUACAGUUAACAGUACCUAGGCUUUUUACAGACUUUUUAAAUCUAAAAAAUAAAAACAUAAAAAUUAAUUAAAACAACUUGAGCAUAGUAGCAAAACUACAUUUCUGAUUUUCCUGGUAAGACAUGAAGGGUAGACGAGAUUUUAGUACCAAGUUUUAAGUAUGACAAUCAGUGUAACUGUUAAUACGACUUUUCUUACCUGGCAUUAGGAAAGUAAUCUUGUGUAUGAACGGUUUAAUUUAGUAAAGGAGAAUAAAAUCUAUUUCAAUUUGUCAUUUUGGCAAAUAAAAUAUGUAAAGCAAA